Messenger RNA from Entamoeba dispar SAW760, 2094 nucleotides. RefSeq lists its product as uncharacterized. The record is from RefSeq and is a predicted model, not a curated record. The coding region runs from base 1 to 2094 and encodes 697 amino acids. Gene Ontology annotation, biological process: small GTPase-mediated signal transduction; positive regulation of GTPase activity. The transcript is spliced from 2 exons. Gene Ontology annotation, molecular function: guanyl-nucleotide exchange factor activity. NCBI's taxonomy places the organism in Eukaryota, Evosea, Mastigamoebida, Endamoebidae.
AUGAAUGAAGAAGAAGAAGAGAAAAUGGCAGAUACAAUAAAAUUUAUUCUAAAAGGGUAUCAAAAAAUAGGAAGAGAUAUAAAAAUUGUAGAAAGAAUUAGAAAUACAGAAAUAGAUAUUGAUAGAAUGAUAAAGAGAGAAGAAAUAAAAGGAAGGAUAAGAUAUGAAGAAAGAGAGAAAAUAGAAAUAAAUAAGAAUGAAGAAUAUAAAUCUAUAAGAAGAAAUGAAAAGAAAGAAGAAGAAAAGUAUAAAAUAAUAGAAACAGAAGGAAAUAUUGGACGACCAAUGAAAAUGACAAUAACACUUAAAGAAAUUUAUAUUGAAAGUGGAAAAAUAAUCAUUCAAGAAGUUACUAAUAUAUUAAAUAAAAAAGAAGAAAUAAAAGAAAAAUAUAUUGAUAUAAUGGUAAAUCUAUUAUUUUAUAUUCCAAUGAGAAAUGAUUAUUUAGAUCAACUCAUUGAUGGAAUAGAUAAAAUAAUAAUAAGAGAAAAUAUAGAUUAUUUGAAAAUAAAAAUAUUUUCAUUUCCUUUAAUUAGAAAUAUCAUAAAAAUGAUGAAUGAUAAAGAAAAGACAAUUAGAGAGAAAUGUUAUAAAUAUUAUAAAAGAAUACUUGAAAUAGAUUAUAAAUAUCAUAAAACACUUUCAAAUACAACAUAUUAUUCAAUUACAGCAAUUACAGAACUUCAAUUAAAAGAAAGUAUAAAGUUAGAAGAAACAUUAGAAGCAGAAAUAAAGAAUAAAGAAGAAAAGAGUUUAUUUAAAAAUGAUAUAAAUAAAGUUAUCUUUCAAAUUAAAGAAAUUUUAAAUGUUUCACAUGAAUUAAUUAAAAUGGACAAAUAUAAAACAGAUAUGAAUCUUAUUCAAGAAAAAUAUAUUGAAAUUUCAAAGAAAUAUCAAAAGUAUCCAAGAUUAUAUUAUACAUGGAUUGAUAAAGUUGUUCAAACACAAGAAAAAAGUGGGAAUUAUAUUGAAGCAGGAAUUGGAAUGAAUAAAAUAAUUGAAAUAAUAUGGUAUUGUAUUAAACCAAUAAAAGAAGAUUUAAUUAAAAUAAAUAAAAUACCAUUUUAUACAAAAAUAGAUGAAAAAGAAAUUAAAAUUAAAGAAAAUGAUAGAGAAUAUCCAUUUAAUGAAAAUGGAAUUGAAAGAAGUAUAAAUAAAAGUAUUGAAUAUUUUACAAAAGGAAAGAUGUAUGAUUAUAGUAUAAAAAUGAAUGAAAUAUUAAUUGAAUAUUAUAAAUAUAAAGAAGAAAUGAAUAAAGUUUCAGAAUGUUAUUUGAAAAUGGGAGAAUUAUAUAAAAUGAAAAAUGAUAAAAGUCUCAUGUAUAUUGGAGAAUAUUAUUUUGUAAAAUUUAUAGGAAAAGAAUGGGGUGAAUUAGAAAACAAAGAAUAUAUCUAUCGAUCAGAAUUACGAAUUGGAGAAGCAAUUACACAAAUGACAAAAUCACUUGGUGUUACAUUGAAUGGAACUAUUACAAUAAUUAAUCAAAAUAAAGACAUUAAUGAAUUACCAUUUAAUACAUCUUUUAUUCAAAUAGGCUCUGUUAAGAAAUUAGAAGAUAAAGAUCAAACAAAUAAAUUCAUAUCUGAAAUACCUAUCAUUAAAACAAAAGAUAAUAAAAAUAUAACUAUAAAAGAUAUAUGGAAGAAAAAAUUAUAUAUUACAACAGAACAUCCUCUCCCUUCUGAACUCAUAAGACAAAAAGUUCUUCAUAUUGAAGAAUAUCUUUGUACUCCAAUUGAAUGUUGUAUUGAUGAUGUAAUUAAGAAGAAGAAACAACUUACUUCACAAUUUAUUAUCUCAAAUCAAAGAAAUACUCCUACGAUGACUCUCUUAUCUCUUUUACAAGGUUCAUUAAUUCCUCAAGUGAAUGGUGGAAUUAUUGAAUAUUUUGAAAUGAUCAAAAGUACUGAUAUUAAUAAAGAAUAUCGUGAACAAUUGUUGAAUGAAAUAACUUCAUUUCUUGAUUUAUGUAAUGAAUGUUUAAAUCUAUAUGAAACAAUAUUAAACAAGAAAUAUUUUCAACUUCAUUUAAAAAUGAAAGAUGGAUUACAUUCUCUCUAUUCAAUUUUGAAUUCUCUUAUUAUUAAUGAUUAA